CUCCCGCAGCGCGAGUGUGUGCGCCUCACUCAGUGUGCGUGGAGAUUAGGUCCGACCGCCGGCUCCGAGGCAGGCAGUUCGCGAGCUAAAGCCGCCGCCCCCGCCGCCGCCGCCGCUGCCGCUGCCAGCAGCCGCCUUCGCGAGCAGCGCCGCGGCGGAACCGGGCGCAGGGGAGCUAGCCCGGCCCCGCCAGCCCAGCCCAACCCGGCCCGACUCCCUCUCCACGCCGGGGCAGCAGCAGCAGCAGCCGCAGCCGCAGCCGCCGCCGCAGCGCGGAGAGAAGGUGGAGGAAGAAAUCCAGCCCCUAGCACGCGCGCACCAUCAUGGACCAUUAUGAUUCCCAGCAAACCAACGACUACAUGCAGCCCGAAGAGGACUGGGAUCGAGACCUGCUCCUGGACCCGGCCUGGGAGAAGCAGCAGAGAAAGACGUUCACGGCAUGGUGCAACUCCCACCUCCGUAAAGCGGGGACGCAGAUCGAGAACAUCGAAGAGGACUUCCGGGACGGCCUGAAGCUCAUGCUGCUGCUGGAGGUCAUCUCAGGUGAGCGCUUGGCCAAGCCGGAGAGAGGCAAGAUGCGGGUGCACAAGAUCUCCAACGUCAACAAGGCCCUGGACUUCAUAGCCAGCAAGGGGGUCAAGCUGGUGUCCAUCGGAGCCGAGGAAAUCGUGGAUGGGAACGUGAAAAUGACCCUGGGCAUGAUCUGGACCAUCAUCCUCCGCUUUGCCAUCCAGGACAUCUCUGUGGAAGAGACUUCGGCGAAGGAAGGGCUGCUCUUGUGGUGUCAGAGAAAGACAGCCCCUUACAAAAAUGUCAAUAUCCAGAACUUCCACAUAAGCUGGAAGGAUGGCCUUGGCUUCUGUGCCUUGAUCCACCGACACCGGCCUGAGCUGAUCGACUAUGGGAAGCUGCGGAAGGACGAUCCACUUACAAAUUUGAACACGGCCUUCGAUGUGGCUGAGAAGUACCUGGACAUCCCCAAGAUGCUGGAUGCUGAAGACAUUGUGGGAACCGCCCGCCCGGAUGAGAAGGCCAUCAUGACUUACGUGUCCAGCUUCUACCAUGCCUUCUCUGGAGCCCAGAAGGCGGAGACAGCAGCCAAUCGCAUCUGCAAGGUGUUGGCCGUCAAUCAGGAGAAUGAGCAGCUCAUGGAAGACUACGAGAAGCUGGCCAGCGAUCUGUUGGAGUGGAUCCGCCGCACCAUCCCCUGGCUGGAGAACCGGGCGCCCGAGAACACCAUGCACGCCAUGCAGCAGAAGCUGGAGGACUUCCGGGACUACCGGCGUCUGCACAAGCCGCCCAAGGUGCAGGAGAAGUGCCAGCUGGAGAUCAACUUCAACACGCUGCAGACCAAGCUGCGCCUCAGCAACCGGCCCGCAUUCAUGCCCUCCGAGGGCAGGAUGGUCUCGGACAUCAACAACGCCUGGGGCUGCCUGGAGCAGGCGGAGAAGGGCUAUGAGGAGUGGCUGCUGAACGAGAUCCGGAGGCUGGAGCGGCUGGACCACCUGGCAGAGAAGUUCCGGCAGAAGGCCUCCAUCCACGAGGCCUGGACGGACGGCAAAGAGGCCAUGCUGCGGCAGAAGGAUUAUGAGACAGCCACCCUCUCGGAGAUCAAGGCCCUGCUCAAGAAGCACGAGGCCUUUGAGAGCGACCUGGCCGCCCACCAGGACCGAGUGGAGCAGAUCGCUGCCAUCGCGCAGGAGCUCAAUGAGCUGGACUAUUACGACUCACCCAGUGUCAACGCCCGGUGCCAAAAGAUCUGUGACCAGUGGGACAAUCUGGGGGCCCUAACCCAGAAGCGGAGGGAAGCUCUGGAGCGAACAGAGAAACUACUGGAGACCAUUGACCAGCUGUACCUGGAGUAUGCCAAGCGGGCCGCACCCUUCAACAACUGGAUGGAGGGGGCCAUGGAGGACCUGCAGGACACCUUCAUCGUGCACACCAUCGAGGAGAUCCAGGGACUGACCACAGCCCACGAGCAAUUCAAAGCCACCCUCCCCGAUGCCGACAAGGAGCGCCUGGCCAUCCUGGGCAUCCACAACGAGGUGUCCAAGAUUGUCCAGACCUACCACGUCAACAUGGCUGGCACCAACCCCUACACCACCAUCACGCCUCAGGAGAUCAACGGCAAAUGGGACCACGUGCGGCAGCUGGUACCUCGGAGGGACCAGGCCCUGACGGAGGAGCAUGCCCGCCAGCAGCACAAUGAGAGGCUACGCAAGCAGUUCGGGGCCCAGGCCAAUGUCAUCGGGCCCUGGAUCCAGACCAAGAUGGAGGAAAUCGGGAGGAUCUCCAUCGAGAUGCACGGGACCCUGGAGGACCAGCUCAGCCACCUGCGACAGUACGAGAAGAGCAUCGUCAAUUACAAGCCCAAGAUCGACCAGCUGGAGGGCGACCACCAGCUCAUCCAGGAGGCGCUCAUCUUCGACAACAAGCACACCAACUACACCAUGGAGCACAUCCGCGUGGGCUGGGAGCAGCUCCUGACCACCAUCGCCAGGACCAUCAACGAGGUGGAGAACCAGAUCCUGACUCGGGAUGCCAAGGGCAUCAGCCAGGAGCAGAUGAACGAGUUCCGGGCCUCCUUCAACCACUUUGAUCGGGAUCACUCCGGCACGCUGGGUCCCGAGGAGUUCAAAGCCUGCCUCAUCAGCUUGGGCUAUGAUAUUGGCAACGACCCCCAGAAGAAGACAGGCACGAUGGACACGGAUGAUUUCCGCGCCUGCCUUAUCUCCAUGGGUUACAACAUGGGAGAGGCAGAAUUUGCCCGCAUCAUGAGCAUUGUGGACCCUAACCGCCUGGGGGUAGUGACAUUCCAGGCCUUCAUCGACUUUAUGUCCCGUGAGACGGCUGACACAGAUACAGCAGACCAAGUCAUGGCUUCCUUCAAGAUCCUGGCUGGGGACAAGAACUACAUCACGGUGGACGAGCUGCGCCGCGAGCUGCCGCAGGACCAGGCCGAGUACUGCAUCGCGCGGAUGGCCCCUUACACCGGCCCCGACGCCGUGCCCGGUGCUCUGGACUACAUGUCCUUCUCCACGGCGCUGUACGGCGAGAGUGACCUCUAACCGCCCCGUCCGGUCCAGCACCCUCGCCCCCUACGCCUGCGAGCCCCGCCCUGCGCCUCCGCUGCCCCCUCUCCCCGUCCGGGUUUGGUUUCCGCGCUCAGCCUCGGACCGGGCAAGCUGGGACCCACGUGGCAUCGCGCCUCCUUGCCCACGAAGUGACGGUUUACAAAUUAUUUUCUGCAAAAAAGAAAAAAAGUUACGUUAAAAAAAGUAAAAAACUAAAAAACCACAUAUUUUAUUAUAGAAAAAGUAUUUUUUUCUCCACCAGACUUAAAUGGGAAAGAGAAAGAAUUAACUAUUUGCACCGAAAUGUUUUUUUUUUUGGUUGUGACAUAGGAAAAUAACCAAGCACAAUGUUAUAGUCCAUCCUUUUUAUCGAUUUCUUUUUUUCUAUCUGUUCCAUCUGCUGUAUUCAUUUCUCCAAUCUCAUGUCCACCUUGAUGUGGGAGUGGGGGGUGGGGUGGGGAUAAUCUUGUCAAAAGGCACAUUGGUGCAUGUGUGUUUGCUAGCUCACUUGUCCAUGAAAAUAUUUUAUGAUAUUAAAGAAAAUCUUUUGAAAUGGCUGUUUUUUAAGGAAGAGAAUUUAUGUGGCUUGUCUUCUCGUUUUUAAGUCAAGAGGUGGGGUUAGUCUCUUUAUAAGCACGCAUUUUUUUUUAAAUAUUACUUAUUAAAAAUGGUCAGGAUAAAAUUGGAGAGUGUGGACAACUUUGUUACUGGCACACACGUUAUUAAAGCCACGAUGCUCCCGUGACAGCUCCUGGCUUACUCCUUGCUUACUGUUUCCCAGAAGUGUGUGUGGGUCAAGGAUGGAGUGGGGCACCCUGUACCCACCCCGGUACUUUUUUGGCCCUGAUGCAUUCAGUCGUCUUACACUUCAGUUUCUUCAAUUUAAAAAGGAAAAGGUGGUUUCCUUUAUGAGGUGAAACUAAGGUCAUGGUUGUGGAAGGGACUCCUUGAUGAGAAGCCCUGCCUUUGUUUAUUUGCCACAGCAUCAAACAGCUCUGUGACAUCUGUAUGCCCACUACUCCUUUUAUUUUUGCCACAGGGGACACACUGAGUUGUCUCAGUAAGAGUCAUCUCAUCCCUUGCUGUUCAGAAUGUCCCACAGAAGCAGCUAUCUAGUGUCACCUGGGGCCCCAUCCCAGACCUUCUCGAUCAGAAUCUGCGUUUUAACAAGGUCCCCGCUGGAUUCGUGUGCACUGCUCUAGCCUCUCCUGUUUUUCUCCUUACCUGUGUCUCCUUCCUGAGACUUUUACCCAAAGUGCAGGCAAUGAAGACUUUCAAUAAUGAUAUCAGUAACAACAGUGCAGCAGGUUGCAGAAAUGUAAUUUAACAACUGAAGCCAUAGAUCUGUGUUCCAGUUAUGGCUGUGUCUGGAGUUAAAACAGUUUGCUGUAGCGGUUACGGGGAUUGGGUCUGUGGAGUCCAACUGCCAGAGUUCAAAUCCGUGACCACCAUUUCCAACCGUGCAGUACAAUUCCCUUAUCUAUUUAAAGUGUAAUGAUAGUGCUAUUAGAAAGUCAAUGCUAUAACACAUAGAGCUCCUAGGACAUUCAUACAUAUAAAUGUUAGCUGUGGUCAAUCUUAUUUUAAGUUGAAUCAAGGGAUUCAGUUGAGGGAUCUCAUAAAAAGAGAGCCCUUAACAUGAUAUGUCCCCUCAUUUAAGAGGAAUAAGACUAAAUCAAAACUUAUUGAACUGGGGCCAAAGAUGACAGUCUAGAGUGUGAGGCCUUGUUGUUUAGGAAUUAGUUCAGUGAGUUUCUGUAACACCGGCUGCCCUGGGAAAGAGGCAAGAAGGCUGCUCGGGAGAAAGGACAUGGGGAGAGAGGCUGGCAUUUGCUUUGGGAGAACAUUCCUACAGGUUUUACCACUGGCUGGUGAGAAGUCCAGCAAACGCUCAGUCAGGUCUCCUGUGGCUGCAGCUCCAUGGGGAAAGCCACGGGACAGGCCAGAGGCUGGUCUCAGAGGGUCAAGUCUUUUCAGAGAGGGUGAUACACAAGGUACCUUAUUUAGUUAUUUACAUACAAGUCUAACCAAGGACACAGGGGAUAGGAGUUGAGGAGGGGGAAAUUGUACCUACCAGAAAAUUUCCUAAACCCAGGUGCAAGCACUUUAACAUGUCUUGGUUUCCGGAGGUCUGAUCAAUCAGCUUCCUUAUCAGUGCUCAUUUAAAAAAAAAUGUGUUAAGAGUUAUUUGAAUGAAAGUGUAUGUACCAAGUUAUUCUACAACCUUCAGGGAAAUGCCCUGAUUUGAGUGUCUCAGUGUCCACGCGUGCUUGUGUGUGUGCAAAUGACUACAGUUACUUUACUUUUCAAUCUGUUAAAGAGGUGAAAAUUUAAAAAUCUAUUUAAGCUUUUAAGGUCAUCAUGCAGAUCUUAUUAUAUUGAUAAUAUAAUUUUUUCUGUAAAAAUAAAAACACUCUUGCUUGUCCUAAUCAUUCAUA
Diceros bicornis minor is the source of this 5512-nucleotide messenger RNA. RefSeq names its product actinin alpha 1 (gene ACTN1). Gene Ontology annotation, molecular function: calcium ion binding; actin filament binding. The transcript has 22 exons. Bases 324 to 3068 code for a protein of 914 amino acids. Lineage: Eukaryota; Metazoa; Chordata; Mammalia; Perissodactyla; Rhinocerotidae. Gene Ontology annotation, biological process: muscle cell development; actin cytoskeleton organization. Gene Ontology annotation, cellular component: cell projection; stress fiber; cell junction. The record is from RefSeq and is a predicted model, not a curated record.